Molecule: messenger RNA, 2247 nt
Organism: Sphenostylis stenocarpa
Lineage: Eukaryota; Viridiplantae; Streptophyta; Magnoliopsida; Fabales; Fabaceae
Source: the annotation of a GenBank genome assembly
AUGGAGAAAAGCAAGUACGUAAUGGAGCUUGCGUUUCUUCUCGGUCUCAUUUUCAUGCUUGGCACCAACGCAACUUCAUUUGCCAAAGACCAUGGCAACGACUUGCAAACUUACAUUGUUCACGUCAAAAAGCCAGAAACUAGACCUACUAUGGAAUCAGAAGAGUUACACAACUGGUACCACUCGUUCCUUCCACAAACCUCCAACAAGGAUCGAAUGGUUUUCUCUUACCGCAACGUGGCCUCUGGAUUUGCGGUGAAGUUAACCCCAGAAGAAGCCAAAGCCCUUCUAGAGAAAGAUGAGAUUGUGUCAGCUCGUCCCGAAAGGAAACUUUCUCUGCACACAACACACACUCCAACAUUCUUGGGGCUGCGACAAGGAGGAGGAUUGUGGGGUAGUUCCAACCUUGGCCAAGGCGUUAUAAUUGGAGUCAUAGACACCGGUAUAUACCCUUUCCACCCAUCUUUCAAUGAUGAAGGGAUGCCACCACCACCAGCAAAAUGGAAAGGAUUCUGUGAAUUCACAGGGCAAAGCACGUGCAACAAUAAACUCAUUGGUGCAAGGAACUUACUCAAAAGCUCUAGUGAAGAGCCUCCUUUUGAAAACUUCUUCCACGGAACUCACACAUCUGCCGAAGCCGCUGGAAGAUUUGUAGAGAACGCUAGCGUUUUCGGCAACGCUCAGGGAACUGCCGCUGGCAUGGCACCGAAUGCUCACUUAGCAAUGUACAAAGUGUGCAAUGAUAAAGAAGGGUGCACUGAAAGUGCCAUCUUAGCUGCAAUGGACAUAGCCAUUGAUGAUGGUGUUGAUGUUCUGUCUCUUUCCCUUGGAUUAGGCUCUCUUCCAUUCUCUGAAGACCCUAUUGCCAUUGGUGCAUUUGCCGCUAUUCAGAACGGAAUUUUUGUUAGUUGCUCAGCCGCAAACGCCGGCCCUGACUACAGCACUCUCUCUAACGAAGCCCCCUGGAUCCUCACCGUUGGUGCCAGCACCAUUGACAGAAAGAUAGCAGCAUCAGCAGUGCUUGGAAAUGAAGAAGAAUAUGAAGGGGAAUCUUUGAUCCAACCCCUAGACUUUUCCCCUACUCUGUUGCCACUUGUGUAUCCUGGUGCAAAUGGAAACCUCAGCUCCAGCUUCUGUUUCCCAGAUUCCUUAGACAACGUUGAUGUGAAGGGAAAAGUGGUGGUGUGCGACAUAGGUGGAGGCUUUCCAAGUGUUGACAAAGGACAAGUAGUUCUGAACGCUGGUGGCGCGGCCAUGAUUCUCGCCAAUCCAGAAACUAUUGGCUUCAGUACUUUUGCUGUUCCUCAUGUUUUGCCUGCUGUGGAAGUUAGUUACGUUGGUGGGUUGGCUAUAAAGUCUUACAUAAACUCAACUAUCUCACCAACCGCAACAAUCUCGUUCAAAGGAACUGUGAUUGGUGACGCACUUGCUCCCGCAGUUGUUUCAUUUUCUUCAAGGGGUCCAAGCCAGGCAAGUCCUGGGAUUCUAAAACCUGACAUUAUUGGACCUGGAGUGAACAUUCUAGCAGCAUGGGCUCUCUCUGUAGACAACAAACUCCCACCAUAUAACAUUGUUUCAGGAACAUCAAUGUCUUGUCCUCACCUUAGUGGUAUUGCUGCAUUGCUCAAAAGUGCACAUCCCGAUUGGUCCCCUGCGGCAAUAAAAUCAGCUAUUAUGACAACUGCCAACAUAGUCAACCUCGGAGGUCGACCCAUAUUAGACCAAAGGCAUCUUCCUGCAGAUAUAUUUGCCACUGGUGCAGGCCAUGUUAACCCAAACAAAGCAAAUGAUCCAGGGCUUGUUUAUGAUAUUCAGCCAGAUGAUUACAUUCCCUAUCUGUGUGGUUUGGGUUAUGUGGACAGAGAAAUUGGAAUUGUUGUGCAAAGGAAAGUGAGAUGCGCCGAUGUAAAAGUCAUACCAGAAGGUCAACUGAAUUACCCUUCAUUUUCUAUUCUGGUGGGAUCUACUCCUACAACACAGUACUACACCAGAACAUUGACUAAUGUUGGACCUGCAGAGGCAACUUACACUUUGGAUCUUGAAGUGCCUUUGGCCAUGGGAAUGAGUGUGAAUCCUAAUCAGAUAACAUUCACCGACGUGAACCAGAAGAUAACAUUCUCAGUAGAGUUUACCCCACAAACAAAGGAAAAUAGAGGCAACCAUACUUUUGCUCAGGGUUCUCUCACUUGGGUCAGGGUGUCUGACAAACACACUGUUAGGAUUCCCAUAUCUGUUGUUUUUGAGUGA